AAAUAGGGUUUUGACAUUUUUGCCGUUCACACGGGAAGGAAAUUUCCCUCCAAUUUUUGUCCUUCAACGAAGCUCCGCCAUUUUAUUUGAUUCUUUUAUUCUUCCUGUUUGAUAUGAAAGAUUCAAUAUUUCCUUCUACUAACAGCAAUAACAAGAGAACUGGAGGACCUCAGAAGAAGGAGGAUGAUCCCUUAUUACCCAUCUCAACUUCACUUCGCAGCAGGAAAAAACCUAAACUCAUAACCAAAUCGGCACUAAUUCAUCUCCAAUUUUUCAACGUCCCUUUGAUUUCACCGACCGGCAAGCCUCUCCAUGCAAUCCGCCUGGAACCGGGCCGACCCUACACCAUUGGCCGAAGUGGAACUCACAGCGACUGCGACUUUUUCUUCAACGAUCGCCGUGUCAGUAAGCAACAUUGCCAGAUUUUAUUUGAUAGCGUUCAUCGCAAGAUAUAUAUUCUGGAUGGAGCAGUUUUAUUGCAUGUUACUAGAACUAGUAGUGUCGUUACUGAAUUUAGGAGGAGGUUAAUUUGUUAUGAUCAAUUGGAAGGUGAGGAGAAAGAGAGCGUAGAGUGUUCUAGGAUUAGGGUUUCUUUGAAUGGAGUAUUUGUCAAUGGGAUUAAGGUAAACAGAGGCACGGUUAGAGAGUUGUGUACUGGAGAUGAGAUUCUGCUUGCUUGUGGCAACGAGGGUUUAUGCAGUUUAGGAGUUCAAAUUGGGUUUGUGAUUCAGGGGGUUGUUUUCAAGGAGGAGGUUGUCAUGGGGUCAAAUGAGAUUCAGGUGGAGAGACUUGGGUUGUUUGGGAGAACAACAUCAAUGCAACACUCGCAAGGAUCAGUGUCUAGUGGGAACAGGAACAAAAGGGUUUUUGCUGUCCAUGCAAAUGAAAUUAUGCCCCAAGGAUAUGAUUUAUCUGGACUGAAAUCUGGAGGCAUUGUUGGGAGGGCAAAGUUUUUGUCAAGUCAAUGUAGACAAAUACUGCAAAGCGAUGAUCCCAUAUCUCACAUUCAACAAUUUGCUUUUUCAGAUUCCAGAAUGGAGAUCACAAAUGAUUGUAAAAGCAAAUUGAACGACCAUUCAGGUUUGGUCCCAGGUGAUAACAGAAAAUUUUCUGUGGGAGAUGAACUAAUGGUAAAUAGUGCUGCACUUCUUUUUAGGCAAGAAGAAGCACAACCCUGUCAGGAUACACAAAGUUACAAGGAUAAAGGUGACACAAAGCACGUUUCUUCUGGAAGUGAUAAUUUGUGUCAAAAAGGCAUUUCUCAAGACCAUUCUGAGGGUGAUGUUGAUAAUAAUUGUAAGUACUCGCCAUUGAAUUCUGUGGGUAAGGAGAAUUCUCCUGAUUUUGGUGAUGUUCAGAUGAAUUGUCUGCCACCUGGAAAGAAGUUUUACUUGAAUCGCCUUCAUUUUAUGGACUCUGGUUCAUCCAGCCACCAAAAUGUUAUCUCCUUACCAGAACUUCUUCAUCCCAUCAAAAACAUUAAUAGGAUAUUUAUUGCAACAUUUACAAGUGAUAUUUUAUGGUUUUUAUCAUACUGUGAGAUUCCAUGCCAUCUGCCUGUAACAAUUGCUUGUCACAACAGUGAGAGAUGUUGGAGUGCCAGCCCUGGUGAACGAAUUUCCAUGCCAUACCCCAGUUUUCCAAACUUAGUUGUAGUGUUUCCCCCAUUUCCUGAGGCCAUAGCAUUUGGUAACGACCGCAGGAGACAAGGCAUUGGUUGUCAUCAUCCAAAGUUGCUUGUUUUGCAAAGAGAAGAUAGUAUUCGUGUUAUCAUCACUUCUGCAAAUUUAGUGUUGAAUCAGUGGAAUAACGUGACCAAUACUGUUUGGUGGCAAGAUUUCCCUGUCAGAAGUACACCUGAUCUCUCAACUCUUUUCUUUCGACUUUCUAAUGGAGAAAUAAAUCAAGAUUCAAGAUCUGAUUUUGCUGCUCAGCUUGCUGGAUUCAUGGCUUCUCUUUUGAUUGAUGUUCCUAGUCAGGCCCAUUGGAUUGUUGAGUUGACAAAAUACAACUUUGAAGGGGCCAUGGGGUAUCUAGUUGCUUCAAUACCUGGAAUUCAUUCUUGUAGAACUUCUUAUGCUUUUCAGUAUGCAUUGGAGUCAAUUGAUGAAAAGUUCCUGGGCUUGGUUGAAGAAUCUGUUGUUGGUUUAAGCCACCUUUUUCGCACUGCAACUGACACAAAUGGUGCAUUGCUUAAGAGACUUGCUGCUUUCCUUGGGAGAUCUUGCGAAAAUGCUUAUGGGAUAGAGAUUGUUUUGAGAAGAAACAACAAUUUGCCUGCAGAUGUGAAUGCUGUGAGCAUUCUUGUUCCUAAUCCUGAUCAAUUUUCUGAAGGAGAUUGUGUGCAACUUGGUUUUCUGCCUAGAUAUGUUGCGAAGUGGGUUUCUCCAUUGUGGGACAGUGGAUUCUUCAGAUUCUCUGGAUAUGUUCAUCCUAAAGAAGCCCUUGCAGCUGCUUUAGGAGGGAGCAACACGAGAGUGCAACUGAUACUACAGGUGUCACAGGGGCCUCGCUUUCCGGAUAUGAUGAGAGUGAUGCUACCUGAACAUGUUAUUGCAGUUAGCUCUCUCAUUGCUUCAAUUCGGAGAUGCACAGGCCUUUGGCGACUACAAGAGGUUCUAGAUCAGUACAAAUGGCCUGAACUGGAACAAUCCGAUUUUUUUUAUGGCUCAUCCUCAAUUGGCUCAUCAGUCAAUACACAAUUUUUGGCUGCUUUUUCUGCAGCCACUGGAAAGAAAUCAGUGCAAUUCUUCGAUUCAGAAGAAUCUGAUCCAGAGUGGGGCUGCUGGACUGGUAGUCAAGAAUCAAAAAAUCCAUCCAUUAGAAUCAUUUUCCCUACAAUUGAGAGAGUGAAAAAUGCAUGCAAUGGAAUCUUGCCAUCAAGGCGCAUUCUUUGCUUCUCAGAGAAAACAUGGCAAAGGUUGAGAACAUUAGACAUACUUCAUGAUGCGGUUCCUCAUCCUCAUCAUAGAGUGCGGCACCCAAUUCAUGCCAAGGUGGCAAGGAGACGCUUCCAGUCUAAGACAGAUGCAUCUUCUUUUGGUUGGGUCUAUUGUGGGUCACAUAAUUUUAGUGCUGCUGCCUGGGGAAGACCUAUAUCCAAUCCACCUGGUCUAAAGUUGAAUGAAGCUAGGAAAACAAACUCUUCUUUGGGUUUGAGGCUUCAUGUCUGUAACUAUGAGCUAGGGAUCAUUUUUGUUUUUCCUCCGUCAUGGAAAAAGGGUGUGGUUAACAAAGAUCAUGCUAAGUUGGAUGAUAUUGUUUUACCUUUCAAUGUGCCAGCUCCAAAAUAUGGGCCAACAGAUAGGCCAGCAACAAUGUGGGCAAUGAGAGAGGCAUUAAAUGAAAAUGUGGAACCACAGGCAGAAAAAAUUGUAGAAUCAGCAAAUUUAGAAGAAAUGACAGAAGUGAUUCUUGAUGAAGAAGAGGAAGUUGUUGAGGCAACUCAUUAUGUUGUAGAGGAGAAGGAAGAGGAGAAAGCAUAUGCUGAGAUGCUAUGGAGCCAGAGCUGUUGAUUUUUUUUUUUAAUCAGGAACCAAAAUAAGGUUUUCAUCACGGGCGGGAGCAGCUAGUAAAUUUUGUGAGAAACGGCGAUGGCCUGACUCCUGAGAUAAUAGAUUCAGUCCUAAAAAAGUGUAAUCUGAUUCUUUCGGAACUGGGGGAAAGGAUUCAUCUUUGCAAUUUUAUUAUUGUAGAGAUUGCAUCUGUAUAUUGUUAACCAUGAGUGUAUAAAAUGUCCCCGCCUCCCUCCUUUUUUAAUAUACGAGUAAAAGGUUAUUGGUAACUUAUUCCCUUGUAAAUAACCUUUUCCUUUUCAUGAUAUGUAUUUUUAGAGAACAAAGUAAAUUUUGUAA
Messenger RNA from Hevea brasiliensis (rubber tree), 3854 nucleotides. RefSeq lists its product as uncharacterized. Bases 114 to 3515 code for a protein of 1133 amino acids. Gene Ontology annotation, biological process: DNA repair. The transcript has 12 exons. Gene Ontology annotation, molecular function: protein binding; phosphoric diester hydrolase activity; zinc ion binding. The record is from RefSeq and is a predicted model, not a curated record. Gene Ontology annotation, cellular component: nucleus. Lineage: Eukaryota; Viridiplantae; Streptophyta; Magnoliopsida; Malpighiales; Euphorbiaceae.